Funneliformis mosseae is the source of this 142-nucleotide messenger RNA. The record is from the annotation of a GenBank genome assembly. NCBI's taxonomy places the organism in Eukaryota, Fungi, Glomeromycota, Glomeromycetes, Glomerales, Glomeraceae.
CGAGGCCUUAGGAAAGGAAGUUUCUCAACAUGGGAUGAUAGACGGAUUUCUCUCGAUCGGUGGAAAAUGUGAGGCAGGAGCGGAAAAAUCUAUUCCGAAUUCCCUGAAGCAACCAGGAUUCCAAGACCUCGGACAGGAAGAG